Messenger RNA from Fraxinus pennsylvanica, 2634 nucleotides. Lineage: Eukaryota; Viridiplantae; Streptophyta; Magnoliopsida; Lamiales; Oleaceae. The record is from the annotation of a GenBank genome assembly.
AUGGUGCCACAAGGGCCUCCAACUCCUCUUGGGGGAGGACCCCAGCCUGUUCAGCCUUCACUACUGCGUUCUAAUUCGGGCUUGUUGGGUGUUCAAGGGGGUGGGAUGCCUUCCCAGAAUUCAUUUGCGUCUCUAGGAUUGCCACACACCCAGUUUAAUAACAAUAACAUGCUUGGUAAUGUGCCUAAUGUUUCGUCAUUGCUCCAUCGAUCAUUUGGUAAUGGGGGUCUAUGUUCUGGGCUCUCUGGACCGGGGACCUCCCAACGAGGACUUAUUGAUAGUGGGGCUGAGCCAGAUCCACUUUCCAAUGCUGGAAAUGGGGUGAGAUUUAAUCCUCCUUCCUCAUCGUAUGCACAUUCUUCUAUAACAACCAACCAAAAUUCAACCAGUCAAGUUCAAGGGCAACAGCAAUUUGCAAACCCUUCUGGCAAUCAGAUGGUAAUAGAUCAUCAAAGGACCCAACAAUUUGAUUCACAAAAUUUUCAACAGAAUCAGCAUCAGUUACAGCAGUUUUCUGCUCCCAGCAACCCUCAACAACAUCAGCAGCAAUUUCAAACAUUGCGAGCUGGACUAGGAGGCAUUGGACCUGUUAAGCUGGAACCACAAGUGAUGAAUGAUCAAACACAUCAGCAGUUGCAGGUUCUGAGGAAUCAUGGUACUGUAAAAUUGGAGCCACAGCAGAUGCAAGGUAUCAGAAGCUUGCCACCUGCCAAGAUGGAACCCCAACAUUCAGAUCAGUCAUUGUUUUUACAUCAGCAGCAACAGCAACAGCAGCUCCUAAUGUCCAGACAGUCCUCUCAAGCAGCUGCAGCUGCACAGAUUUUGCAUCAACAGAGGCUGAUGCAACUCCACCAGCAGCAACAACAGCAACUUUUGAAGGCUAUGCCUCCACAAAGGCCCCCAUUACAAACACAGUUUCAACCUAAUUUGCCAAUUAGAUCUCCUGUAAAACCGGUUUACGAGCCUGGGAUGUGUGCCCGACGAUUGACACAUUAUAUGUAUCAGCAACAACACAGACCUGAAGACAAUAAUAUUGAGUUCUGGAGAAAAUUUGUUGCCGAGUAUUUUGCACCCAAUGCCAAGAAAAGAUGGUGUGUUUCCAUGUAUGGAAGUGGCCGUCAAGCUGCUGGAGUUUUCCCUCAGGAUGUUUGGCAUUGUGAAAUAUGCAAUCGCAAGCCUGGCCGUGGAUUUGAGGCUACUGCUGAGGUUCUACCUAGACUUUUCAAGAUAAAAUAUGAAAGUGGUACUUUGGAAGAGCUACUUUAUGUUGAUAUGCCCAGGGAAUAUCAGAAUUCAUCUGGACAAAUUGUCUUAGAUUAUUCAAAAGCCACCCAGGAGAUUGUCUUUGAGCAACUUCGUGUUGUUCGCGAUGGUCAACUUCGAAUUGUGUUCUCUCCAGACCUUAAGAUAUGCUCCUGGGAGUUCUGUGCUCGGCGUCAUGAAGAGCUUAUUCCUAGAAGAUCGCUCAUACCACAGGUUAGCCAACUUGGUGCGGCUGCCCAAAAAUACCAGGCUGCAACCCAGAAUGGAUCAACAAAUGUAUCUGUUCCUGAAUUACAAAAUAACUGCAAUAUGUUUGUUGCGUCAGCUCGACAGUUGGCCAAAGCCUUGGAAGUUCCACUGGUACACGAUUUGGGAUGUACAAAGCGAUAUGUCCGAUGCCUACAGAUAUCAGAAGUGGUGAAUAGCAUGAAAGAUUUGAUUGAUUAUAGCCGUGAAACUGGCACUGGUCCUAUGGAGAGCUUGGCCAAGAUUCCUCGGCGAACAAAUACAUCACCUGGGAGUUUUCAAGGUCACUUGCAACAAUCGCAGCAGCAGCAAGCGGUGGGACAGAACUUAAAUAAUGAUAGCACUGUCCAGGCUGCUUCAGUGCAACUUACUUCUACCAAUAACAUACCAGGUGUUAACGACAGUCUGAACCCAGCUCCUGGAACUUCCUCCGCUACUGCCAUUGUUGGGCUUCAUCACCAGAAUUCUAGACAGCAAAACCUGACAUCUAAUGCAAACAGUCCCUUCGGAGGAAAUCCUGUUCAAAUGCCUUCCCCAGGUUCUUCAAAUACACAGCCACAGCCACAGCCACUGCCCAGUCCUCCCUUCCAAUCACCAACGCCAUCCUCAUCAAACAAUCCACCGCAACCUUCACAUGGAGCUCAAAUGAAUUUGACAAAUUCCCCAAAUAACCCAAUGCAGCAGCCAACUCUUUCUGGGGAUGCAGAUGCAAAUGAUUCACAAAGCUCUGUUCAGAAAAUUAUACACGACAUGAUGAUAUCAAACCAGUUUAGUCGGGGUGGCAUGACGGGCAUUAGGACCGUGGCUAGUGAUGUGAAAAAUAUUAAUGGAAUGUUGUCUACAAGCGACAAUGCUGGUAUAAGGAGUGGAGUGGCCAAUGGUAAUCCGGGUAUAGGUGGUGGAGUGUUUAGGAAUACAGGCAAUGGAUUUGGCCAUUCUGCCUUGGCCAAUGGAAUUCGAGCUGCAUUGGGUAGUAACUCUAUGAAUGGAAGAGCAGGAGGCAUGACAAUGGCACGAGACCAAAGUGCUAUUCAGCAGCAGGAUCUGGGAAACCAACUACUUGGUGGUCUCGGGGCUGUUAAUGCUUUAAACAACCUUCAGUUCGACUGGAAGACAUCUCCCUGA